AUGGCGCUCGCUGCUGAACAGGCAGCAAUCGAACCCGGAGGUGCGACUGCCCGGGGCCCUCAACCAGGCCUCGACGCCGAGGCGGAGGCUCAAAAGGAUGGCGCGGAGGAGGAGGAGCCUCCGUCGCCAGGGGCGGAGGCCGUGCCAACACCCGGAGCCACGGAUGUGGGCCCGGGCUUUGACUUUCAGUCGCACCUGGAAGCGACCAUCUCUGGGGAGCAGCUGGGAUAUUUGUUUGCGUCUUCCGACUUCAAGGACUACGGGCAAGGGAAGCAGUUGACCAUCUCAGUAGACGAGGCUGCAGCAGGCGCACUGUAUGCGGCCGCCAUGGGAAUAGGUUACGGCGCCACAGCUCCUGCUCCACAGUUGGCCUCGCAGAUAGCCUCGGACCCAAUGGCAUGUCAAAUUCUUUGGCAUAAGGAUGGGACGCCCGGAGCGAAUCAGAGCUGGCAACAAGCGAGUUUCUAUGGUCAACAGAACAGCAAUCAGCUGGCUUUGCCCCACCUGGCUCAACAGAAUCAGUGGCAGCACGACCCCUACGCUCGGUACAACCCGCAGUACCAGAAUCAUCUGGCCUACCAGCAGUACUUCCGCAACCAGGAACGGCCCCUCUCCUCGAGGAGAGGAGCCAGGGCGAAACGGGAGAACGCCCGAGAGAUGGCUUCCGAGGAGGAGCAGAAAGAGGACAAGAAGGCCCAAGGCGAGGCUUCGCCACAGGAGCCCAAGAAGUCUUCGGGCAAGCACAAAGCAUCUUCUGCCCGGGCUCCGAAGAAGCCCAAAGUUUUAAGCGACCUCCUCGUUGUCUCCACCCGUCCGGGGGAGCCGGGAGACCGGGCUAUUCUGGAGUGCACGGCCCCGGAUUCCGCCUCUCAGUCCGAGGAGGAACCCGCCGAGCCCCGAAGGAAGACGUUGCUGCAGCCUGUUCAGAUGAGCAAUAUCAGCCAGGUCAUGUUUGACGACGACCUUUUUGAGGACGAGGAGGAAGAGGACAAAGAAUCCGACGAAGUUGUGGUUGUCGAAGACAAGCCCAGCAUCUCCCACAAGCAAGCGCAGUCAGCUCAUCUGCUGGCAAGCCUGCAGCGACUGGGUGAGCAACGCGGUGCCACGGCUCCAGCGGCUCACUUGCCUCCGAAGCCUUUACCAGCAAGCCCUCCGCGCCGGCUGCGGCCGAGAACCAGCCCUUUCGUUGGCAAGGCCCCUCCAAGGGCACACAAGGGCUACCGUUGCUAUGGAUCAGUGGCAUCCCGGCCCACGACCGUUGGCUCAGCCACUGCCUCUGACCACCUCUGGACGCGGCCAGGCACGGUCGAGACGAAGUCGAAGACACCUGCAGAGACCGAGCAGACACCUUCGAGACCUGACUGGGCCUGGGCCUCAGUCGCAAACCGGAGAGGGUCGGCGUUUCCAGAGACAAUAAGCACAUGCACCGACAUGUAUGUGUGUAUCACACACACAUAUAUAUAUAUAUAUACAUACAUAUACGCUCUUUUUAACUCUUUUUUAUUUGUUUUUUAUAUUUAUAUUCGUAUUUAUAUAUACCAAACCAAAAAUCCACACCCUAAGCCCUGA
Messenger RNA from Symbiodinium sp. CCMP2592, 1569 nucleotides. Lineage: Eukaryota; Dinophyceae; Suessiales; Symbiodiniaceae. The record is from the annotation of a GenBank genome assembly.